AUGUCACGCCCUGAAGACAUCCUCCCUCCAGAUCUUUACUACAAUGACAACGAGUCAAGGAAGUACACCACUUCCUCUCGUAUCCGCAAUGUUCAAGCCGAGAUGACCCACCGUGCUCUCGAACUUCUCGACCUAAAGUCUCCAUCCCUAAUACUGGACGUGGGUUGCGGUUCUGGGCUCUCCGGUGAGAUAUUGUCAAAUGUGCCGCCAGAAGCCGGCGGGCCACAUACCUGGAUCGGAAUGGACAUAUCCCCGAGCAUGCUCGACAUAGCCCUGCAACGGGAGGUAGAAGGAGACUUAUUCCUUGCUGAUAUUGGUCAAGGGGUGCCUUUCCGGCCUGGCACAUUCGACGCAGCUAUCAGCAUUAGCGCCAUUCAAUGGCUGUGUAAUGCAGAGUCAAGCGACGUGAGUCCAGAAGGUCGCUUGCGCCGUUUUUUUGACGGACUCUAUGCAAGCCUGCGUCGCGGUGGACGCGCUGUCUGUCAAUUCUAUCCUAAGAAUGAUGAACAGCGGAACCUGAUAAGCGGCGCUGCAAUCAAGGCAGGUUUCGGUGCUGGUAUUCUGGAAGACGACCCAGGGACGAAAAACAGCAAGCUUUACCUAGUCCUAACUGUAGGUGGUGGUGGCUUGCAAGGUGAUAUAACAGGCGUCGUGGAAGGCAUGGAUAACGUCGAUGUCCUCGAUGCUAGGAAAAAGGAGAGCAACAAAUCCAAACAAGCGCAGGAAAGAAAGGGUAGCAAGGCCUGGAUUUUGCGAAAGAAAGAACAGAUGGCAAGGAGAGGAAAAAUUGUCAAACGCGACUCGAAAUACACUGGUAGGAAGAGGCGGCCCGUGUUCUGA
Rasamsonia emersonii CBS 393.64 is the source of this 840-nucleotide messenger RNA. Its product is annotated as carboxyl methylase. Gene Ontology annotation, molecular function: rRNA (guanine) methyltransferase activity. NCBI's taxonomy places the organism in Eukaryota, Fungi, Ascomycota, Eurotiomycetes, Eurotiales, Trichocomaceae. The record is from RefSeq and is a predicted model, not a curated record. Gene Ontology annotation, biological process: rRNA (guanine-N7)-methylation. Gene Ontology annotation, cellular component: nucleolus. The transcript has 2 exons. The coding region runs from base 1 to 840 and encodes 279 amino acids.